Messenger RNA from Austrofundulus limnaeus, 815 nucleotides. RefSeq names its product leucine-rich repeat-containing protein 7. NCBI's taxonomy places the organism in Eukaryota, Metazoa, Chordata, Actinopteri, Cyprinodontiformes, Rivulidae. The record is from RefSeq and is a predicted model, not a curated record. Gene Ontology annotation, biological process: receptor clustering; neurotransmitter receptor transport, endosome to postsynaptic membrane; embryo development. Gene Ontology annotation, cellular component: postsynaptic membrane; postsynaptic density; basolateral plasma membrane. The annotation marks the transcript as partial. Gene Ontology annotation, molecular function: protein kinase binding. The transcript has 3 exons.
CUCCCUCCUCCRCGCCGGGGGGCACAGAUGGGAGGAGACGCUGCUCCGUGUCUUUUCUCCUGCAGCGGGCUCUUCGCAGGACCGGAGGAAGAGGAGAAGCUCCACCGACAGGAUCUCCACAUCCUCCCCGCCGCUCUUCUCUCUUUCUCCGGGUGUGUCCGCAUCCCGGCCUUUCUUUCUUUCCUUUGUUGUCUUUUUUUUUUUUUUUCUUUCAUGGACGGAGAAGCUUUGGAGCCAGUCUCCGUGUUACGUGGAUUUAACCCCCCCUCCAGUGAUUGGGACAUGAGUCCUCCUUUCCUGGUGGAUGUGCCGCUCGUCUCCUCCGUUUUCUGGCCGCUGAGGGGCUGAAGAUGCGGCUGCAUGGUGGCGCGGGUACCUGUCCUGGUUCCGUACCGGCUCGGUUCGUCCCUGUAGACUGAUCCAUGCUGCUCGACUGAUUUUUUUUAAUUUUAUUUGUGUUAUUUCUAUUUAUAUAGAAAAUAAAAUAAAAUCGGGACCCAUCACCUGCACCCUGCCAGAUGGAUAACUACUCCACUUUACCACUGCAGUGUCUGGAAAUGACCACCAAACGGAAGCUGAUUGGCCGGCUGGUGCCGUGCCGUUGUUUCCGUGGUGAGGAGGAAGUGAUCUCAGUGUUGGACUACUCCCACUGCAGCCUUCAGCAGGUCCCCAAGGAAAUCUUCAGCUUCGAGAGAACCCUGGAGGAGCUCUAUCUAGACGCCAACCAGAUAGAGGAACUACCUAAGCAACUGUUUAACUGCCAGGCCCUGAAGAAGCUCAGCAUGCCCGAUAACGACCUCUCCAACCUUCCCACC